UUCUGCAAGGAAGAGACGAAAAUGAGGAAACGAGGAAGGGGGAAAAAAAAAAAAAAGAGUUGGUAGGAGAAACGACAACAGGGUAGGACGUGAGUGUGGUUGGUGGCAUAUUGGGUUGGUGAACGCCUAACUCCCAUGAACCCCACCGUUGCCACCCACCUCCUCUUCCCCUUUCCCAUAAACAGUCAUUGUAGUUACAUAGACAACCUCCAUUGCCACCAAGCCCCCUUCUCCUCACAAACAACCAGGUGUAGAGAGAGAGAGAGAGAGAGAGAGAGAGAGAGAGAGAGCCCAAUGGCGCAAAUUAGCAAACUCCCAAGUGGAAUCCACUGCAGCCACUACAACCCAAGUGGUCCCAAUCCCCACAAUCAAAAACCUCAUCUGGGUUCCGUACUAUUUGGAUCAAAGCUAAAAGGUUCAGCGAGUUCUUGGUGCUUGAGCCAUGAAAGGGUCCCUAACCGCUCAGCUACCACAGCUAGGGUUCCGCUUAGGGUUUCAGCUUCGGUUGCUACCGCCGAGAAGCCGUCAAUGGCGCCGGAGGAGAUCGUGUUGCAACCCAUCAGAGAGAUCUCCGGCACCGUCAAAUUGCCCGGCUCCAAGUCUCUCUCGAAUCGGAUUCUCCUUCUUGCUGCCCUUUCUGAGAGAGCCACUGUUGUGGACAACCUGUUGAACAGUGAUGAUGUCCAUUACAUGCUUGGUGCUUUGAGAACUCUUGGGCUACAAGUGGAAGAAGAUAGUGCACUCAAACGAGCCGUUGUAGAGGGUUGUGGCGGUCUAUUCCCUGUGGGCAAAGAAUCAAGGGAGGAAAUUCAACUUUUCCUGGGUAAUGCAGGAACAGCAAUGCGUCCAUUGACAGCUGCCGUUACUGCUGCUGGUGGAAACUCAAGCUACAUUCUUGAUGGGGUUCCCCGAAUGCGAGAGAGACCAAUUGGUGACUUGGUCGCCGGUCUUAAGCAGCUUGGUGCAGAUGUUGAUUGUUUUCUUGGUACAAACUGCCCUCCUGUUCGUGUAGGUGGAAAAGGAGGUCUUCCCGGGGGAAAGGUGAAGCUCUCUGGCUCAAUCAGUAGUCAAUACCUGACUGCUUUGCUCAUGGGAGCUCCAUUGGCCCUAGGAGAUGUGGAGAUUGAGAUUAUUGAUAAACUUAUUUCAAUACCUUAUGUUGAGAUGACUUUGAAGCUGAUGGAACGGUUUGGAGUUUCUGUAGAGCACACUGAUAACUGGGAUAGAUUCCUGGUCCGAGGAGGUCAAAAGUACAAGUCUCCUGGAAAUGCUUAUGUCGAAGGUGAUGCUUCAAGUGCUAGUUACUUUCUAGCUGGUGCAGCUGUCACUGGUGGGACUAUCACUGUUGAAGGAUGUGGCACAAGCAGUUUACAAGGGGAUGUUAAAUUUGCUGAAGUUCUUGAGAAAAUGGGUGCAAAAGUUACUUGGACGGAGAACAGCGUGACCGUCACGGGCCCACCUAGGGGUUCUUUGGGGAGGAAACAUUUGCGUUCAGUUGAUGUUAAUAUGAACAAGAUGCCAGAUGUUGCCAUGACCCUUGCUGUUGUUGCUCUUUUUGCCGAAGGUUCAACUACCAUAAGAGACGUGGCUAGCUGGAGAGUGAAGGAAACCGAACGGAUGAUAGCUAUUUGCACAGAGCUCAGAAAGUUGGGAGCAACAGUUGAGGAAGGGCCAGAUUACUGCGUGAUCACCCCACCAGAGAAGUUGAACGUAACAGCGAUCGAUACAUACGAUGACCACAGAAUGGCCAUGGCAUUUUCUCUUGCUGCCUGUUCCGAUGUUCCAGUUACCAUAAAGGAUCCCGGUUGCACUCGCAAAACUUUCCCCGACUACUUUGAAGUCCUCCACAGGUUCACAAAGCAUUGAAUAAACAUAAUAUAUUCAAGCAAGCGAAGAAAAUGAGAAGCAUAUGUAAGAGAGACGAAUGUAAGAUUUCUAUUUCCUUCCGAUUUGCCUUGUAAUUGUUCAGAAUGUAUGUGGCCAAUAAUGUGCGAUUGUUCUUAGGGGAUUCUUACCAAUUAGAGAACGUAUUGUAUUGUGUAGAGAUACAGAGUCCCGGAAAAACGAGUGCAAUGAAGCUGGUUUUGACCCA
Messenger RNA from Rhododendron vialii, 2092 nucleotides. RefSeq names its product 3-phosphoshikimate 1-carboxyvinyltransferase 2-like. Lineage: Eukaryota; Viridiplantae; Streptophyta; Magnoliopsida; Ericales; Ericaceae. The coding region runs from base 136 to 1866 and encodes 576 amino acids. Gene Ontology annotation, biological process: chorismate biosynthetic process; aromatic amino acid biosynthetic process. Gene Ontology annotation, molecular function: 3-phosphoshikimate 1-carboxyvinyltransferase activity. The transcript is spliced from 8 exons. The record is from RefSeq and is a predicted model, not a curated record.